GCCCAAAACAGCACCUCAGCAUACUUACCGUCCAGAAGAUACGAUGUGCUGCAAAUGGCACACGGAGUCGGUGAUGCCGUUCCGACGCUGCGCAUGUGCGUAAGCUUUUCCGAAGGAUCUCCGCUUUGGUGCAAGCUAAUCUUGUGUUUCUAAAGAACUCGGACAACUUCACCGAGAGGUUCACAAACUCUCCUCGAGCAGAGCGUUCCUGAUUCCCUGGGUCACCUCCGUCUUGUUCCGACGUGGGCCGUUCCGUAGAGGCGAAGUUGCGUAUGCGUCGUGUUUAUUAUUUUGGAAAACGAAUUCCAUCCUUCCCCGUAUGCUCCUUCUUGGAUUCCGCCAACCCUUUGGAAUCUCUUUUACCAAGCGCGGCUGGAAUGUGAAAUUACAUUAGGCUUGGAGAUCUUUGUUGUUUCUGCUCCUGGAUUCUCCAAAUGCUGAAAUAAUUAUAGAUCCGCUUUUUCGCCGGCCUUUUUGAGAGCAGAGGGUGGCGUUUGGGAGCCGGGCAACCUGGUCUGUCAAGGCAACGCUGACGGGCGGCCGCGUCUCGGCCCGGGGGUCCCCGGCAACCUCUGCCGUGUCGAACCGUGGAUGACAGCUGCCGCUCGGUGGAUUGAUGAGCCCGCUUCGGCGCUCUCUAAAUAGGUGACGGGCCGACCGGGAAAGAUGGGGCAAAAGGUCACCGGAGGGAUCAAGACGGUGGAUAUGCGGGACCCCACGUACCGGCCACUGAAACACGAACUGCAGGGGUUAGAUUACUCCAAGCCGGCCCGGCUGGACCUCCUCCUGGACAUGCCGUCCGUCUCCUACGACGUCCAGUUGCUGCAUUCGUGGAACAACGACGACCGGUCGCUCAACGUCUUCGUGAAGGAGGACGAUAAGCUCAUUUUCCACCGGCAUCCGGUGGCCCAGAGCACGGACGCCAUCCGGGGCAAAGUGGGGUACACCCGGGGACUCCACGUUUGGCAGAUCACGUGGGCCAUGCGGCAGCGGGGCACCCACGCCGUGGUGGGCGUGGCCACGGCCGAGGCCCCCCUCCACUCGGUGGGCUACACGACCCUGGUAGGCAACAACCAGGAGUCGUGGGGCUGGGACUUGGGGCGCAACCGGUUGUACCACGACGGCAAGAACCAGCCCAGCAAAACCUACCCGGCGUUCCUGGAGCCUGACGAGACCUUUAUCGUGCCGGAUUCUUUUUUGGUGGUGUUGGACAUGGACGAUGGGACAUUGAGUUUCAUCGUGGACGGGCAGUACAUGGGGGUUGCGUUCCGGGGUCUCAAAGGGAAAAAACUGCACCCGGUCGUCAGCGCCGUGUGGGGCCACUGUGAGAUUAGAAUGCGCUACUUGAAUGGGCUUGACCCUGAGCCCCUGCCUUUGAUGGACCUCUGCCGGCGUUCCGUGCGCCUCGCUCUGGGCAAGGAUCGGCUGAACGAGAUCCACGCCCUGCCAUUGCCGGAAUCCCUCAAGAGCUACCUUCUCUACCAAUGACCCCCGUUGGGGUCGGAAGGACAGCGCCUCUCGCCAGGAGCAAAGUGGGCGGAUUCAUGCGCCAUGCGCCUCUAGACCAUGAUCCUAUUGGUUCUACACACACACACACACACACACACACACACACACGCAGGCUUUCCUGCACGGCCUUUUUAAUUUGCUCCCGUACCUCCCGGUUUGAAAUCCAUUCCCCGUCGCGAAGGCCUAACGAAUUACCGCCCAGCGCUUGUUCGCAUUCAGCCGCCUUCUCCGUUCCAGAGAUGGAUGGGAAGCUCCCAACCCUGUCGCUUCUACCUCCCCGUUUCUCCGCCAACGACGGAACGCGGCCGGUUCCCGCUCCGUGACACGCGCCACCGGCGCGGCGAGAAGUCGGCAGGACGGCGCGCACGAUGAGAUCACAGGUGCUACCGUUGGGCCGCGAGUUGGCAUCACGCCGCGCCCCAAAGGAUUAUAACCAAAAAAAGGCCGCAAUCCCACCGCCCCGAUUUCAAGACUAUACUGGAAAUUUAGCAGCCAUUUUGGGUUGCGUCCUAAUGUUGGGGUGGCUGUGUGUGCCGUUGAGGCCAACUGUGUAGGCGCAAGGCCCGGGGGGUGGGGGGUCAAGACUUGCUCGUCUUUUGGGGUAUUCACUUGAACCUGUAGCUUGGGUGCGGUAGAAUUCCUGUGAACGGCACAAAUUCGUCCGCCUUAGUUAAAACCUGCUUGUGCGCUAUCAGGGGAAUUUGCUCUCCUAGACGGACGUGCCUCAACUUCCUGGGUAUUAAACCAGCCUUCCCCGACCUGGUGCCCUCUAGGUUUGGACUGCCAGUCCUUUCGUCCCCAGCCAGCGGGGAUAAUGGGACUUGUAGUCUGACACACCUGGCCUAAAUGCAAGCCAUUUCCUGUUUCGGUUUCACCUUCGUUUAGCUCCCUCUCUUCCAAUUGCCAUCUAUCAGUAACAAAACAUUUUGUCUUUGUAUCUGUGGGGCAGAAGGCGACCGCUUGAACCCUUCGGCUCCUCAUCUUGUCGGCUGCUGCCAGGUAAAAUCUGCAUCAGGCCCGCUCCCCCUUCCUGAACAGGCCAGCUUUCGGCGUGCGGCUGGGCCCAUCGGCACCGUAGAUGGGCAACUGGAUUAAAGUUGCCCUUCUGCACUGACCUUGGAUUAAAGGCAGGUUUUCCUUUAUCUCUCCUCCACCCAGCCUCUUGUCUCCAACGCGGGUCAGCAGCCAGGUUACGGAAUCCUAGGCUUGCGGCUGAAAACCCGUGACGGCUGCUCUGGAUCAGAAGAGAGUUUAGUUGUCCCGUUGGGACGCACGUGCCCAACACCCUCCCCAAAUUGGUACAGGCGCUAGGGAGGCUGAACGUGAACACUAUAAAACCUGGAGGGCUUGAUCCCAAGUGCCUGCUACACAUCAAGGCGUGUAAGCGUUGGUCUGAAAGAGCAAAUCCUAACUAAACAAGCCUUCUAAGUUGCCUUCACAGAGGGGUUUAUUUUGCACAUAUAUUUUUUCUUUUUUUUUCUGAUGGGGAAGAAAAUGCAUCUCUCUCUCUCUCUCUCUCCCUCUCUCACCAGAUUUGUGUAGGGUGUGUGUUCCUUUUUUAAAAAAAUAAAAAUAAAAUCUGUAUAGGUACAAAUGAGCUUAUUUGUUAGAAAAUGUUAAUAUAUUUUUUCCCCUUGCCUUUUUGUACGUAAAAGGACUGUGUUUGGGUGUUUGUUUUUAAGAAAUGCUGCUGUAGGGAAUUAUCUUUUUUUUCCCCUUUUCUUUUUUAAACAAAGAAAAUAGCUUAGGUUUUUUUGGGGGGGCGGGGGUUGGUUUUGUUUUAAAGAAAGCCCACGCCUGGUGCCAAAUCGAAUUUGGGAGAACUUGACCUGCCUUUUAAAAACAAAAAAAAGCUGUUACAAGUGGGACACUUUAAAAUUGCACAAACAAUUUUAAUGAGUACAGAGCCGCGUGUUUUUUAAAAUAAUCUUCAGUUCUACUCACGUCUUUUUCACGGUCACUGGGAAACGUUAGUUUUAUAGCCAUCUUUUAUUUUAUUUUAUUUUAUUUUAUUUUGUUUUCCUCCCUUCUCACCUCGUCUUUAAAGCCCUUGGUGUACCUGGCUUGUACCGUUUUUAAGCCUCUCACUAGUUUCCCCUUGAUUAUAGAUAAUCAGUAAUCAAAUUAAAAAUAAAAUAAAAGUUUAUUAAAUAUUGA
Messenger RNA from Elgaria multicarinata webbii, 3666 nucleotides. It is a transcript of the gene SPSB1, whose product is annotated as splA/ryanodine receptor domain and SOCS box containing 1. NCBI's taxonomy places the organism in Eukaryota, Metazoa, Chordata, Lepidosauria, Squamata, Anguidae. Gene Ontology annotation, molecular function: protein binding. The transcript is spliced from 3 exons. Bases 667 to 1488 code for a protein of 273 amino acids. Gene Ontology annotation, biological process: proteasome-mediated ubiquitin-dependent protein catabolic process; intracellular signal transduction. The record is from RefSeq and is a predicted model, not a curated record. Gene Ontology annotation, cellular component: SCF ubiquitin ligase complex.